UAACAAAUCUUCGUCUCUUUUUCUUCUUGCAUUUUUCAUCAGUUUUCUUUCCUCCCCCACAGAAUAUUUAGGUAGCAAGAUUGGAAUGUGAAGAGGCUGAGGGAGCCUGCAAAGGAAGAGAGAAAUACCAUUCUUUCUUCUCUUUCUCUCUCAUCUCUUCCAUGUCUCCAUCAGAGCCGCCACACCCCUCCAAAAAUCUCUUCUUUCCUUCGUGUUUGAAAAUUUAAUUGCAAGAAAAGAAAGAACAAACGCCUCCCACACAACCCUACCAACAAAGCAACACACAAUUUCCAUUUCUUCAGUCACUGUUUGUGCGAACAUUAACAACAUUAUUACAGGCGGCUAACAGUGUGAUUUAUUAUAUAAACCAUCUUCAUCACAUUUUCUCCCAAUUUCUGCAAAUCAAAGCAGCAAGCAAAGCAAGAAAUCUCUUCCUUUCUUUGCAGAAUAAACAAACGACAGCCAAACAAGGCACAUCAUAUACUCUUCCACCCUCCAUUGUUUCUCUUUUCUUGCCUCCAAGGAUGCUUCCUCAUGCCAGCAUUCUCUUGUUUGGAUUCUUCUUCCUCACCGUCUCUCUCUCUUCCUUUUUUUCAGCCGCUGCUUUCUUUAACCUCACCCUCCCUCAUCAACAUCCCGACCCAGAAGCUGUGGUUCAAGAAGUUCAAAGGAGUGUAAAUGCUUCAAUAUCAAGAAGGCGCCAACUCCUCCCCGGCCCGCCAAUCAUCGGCCAGGCCCAAUGCCUGACCGGCAAUCCCAUCGACGACUGCUGGCGUUGCGACCCCAACUGGGCUGCCAACCGCCAGCACCUGGCCGACUGUGCCAUUGGCUUCGGCCGGGCUGCAAUGGGUGGCAAAGGAGGCCGCUACUAUGUCGUGACCGACUCCUCUGACCACGACAUGGUCAACCCCACCCCAGGCACCCUCCGCCAUGCUGUCAUCCAAGAUGAGCCCCUCUGGAUCAUUUUCCAGUCCAGCAUGGUCAUCAAGCUUAAGCACGAGCUCAUCUUUAACAGCUACAAGACAAUCGACGGCCGAGGGGCCAACGUGCAUAUAACGGGAAAUGGAUGCAUCACUCUGCAGUCUGUUACCAAUGUGAUCAUUCAUAAUGUGCAUAUAUACAAUUGUUUGCCAUCGGGAAACACUAUCAUACGAUCGACUCCAACGCAUUCCGGGUGGAGGGGCAGAUCAGAUGGCGAUGGGAUAUCCAUAUCUGCAGCGAGGAACAUAUGGAUCGACCAUUGUGCUUUGUCUCAUUGUACUGAUGGCUUGAUAGAUGCCAUUUUGGGGUCUACGGCCAUUACCAUCUCAAACAGCUACUUUACACACCAUGACGAGGUUAUGUUGCUCGGUCACAAUGAUAAGUACUUGGCCGACUCGGGAAUGCAGGUAACAAUAGCUUUCAAUCACUUCGGGGAGGGGCUAGUGCAGAGGAUGCCAAGGUGCAGGAGGGGUUACAUUCAUGUGGUGAACAAUGAUUUCACCGAAUGGCAAAUGUACGCUAUCGGAGGAAGCGCUAAUCCGACCAUCAAUAGUCAGGGCAACCGUUAUACGGCACCGAUGGACCCCAAUGCCAAGGAGGUGACGAAGCGCGUGGAGACAGACGAGAGGGAGUGGUCGGACUGGAAUUGGAGGACAGACGGGGACAUAAUGGUGAACGGUGCAUUCUUCGUUCCAUCAGGUGAAGGCCUCAGCAUGCAAUAUGCCAAGGCCUCUAGUGUCGAGCCCAAGUCUGCUGCCCUCAUCGACCAACUCACCAUGAACGCCGGCGUCCUUGGUGGCCCCAGGGACAAUAGUGUGAGCAUAUCAUAUGGGGGUGGGGCCACCACUGGAGCAACCAAACCAGCUACUGGGGGGUCCAGCAAUAGCGGAGGCGGUGGUGAUGGUGACUUCUUUGGUAUGAUAUUUGGGAGCGGCGGCGCGCCACCAACUCAAUUAUCGCCACCCACCACCAUGAUUUUGUCUCUUGUAAUUAUUUUAAUAUUGUGUGGUAUGCUUUCAUUACCCUCAUUAUGACUAUACACAAACUAAACACAUUUGGAAAAUUAGACACAAAAAAAAAAAGAAAAAAGAAAGUUCAAAUUCUAAAUUAA
Molecule: messenger RNA, 2092 nt
Organism: Sesamum indicum (sesame)
Lineage: Eukaryota; Viridiplantae; Streptophyta; Magnoliopsida; Lamiales; Pedaliaceae
Product: putative pectate lyase 12
Molecular function (GO): pectate lyase activity
Source: RefSeq, a predicted model, not a curated record